AUGACUCCUGGACUAGGUGCAAGGAGUGAAGGCAAAGCCCGCAGUCCUUGGCCUGCGCAGUUCAAAUUAGAACUCCUCAAACUGAUGAUCGCCAACAAGGAAGACUGGAACUCGAAAGAUCGAGCCGAUCGGCGGGACUUUUUCGACAUCGUCGCUGCCCAAGCCAAGACUAAGUUUGGCAAGGUCAUCGACGCGGAGGACAUCAGGUCCAGGGUACACAUCUCCAUGUGCGGUCCCCGGCGCAACUCCACGUUCAAGACAGAUCCUGUGGGCGAGACACAAAUCAAGGUGGACGAGUGGAAUGCAAUCGUUGACGACAACCCACGUGGCGACAGCCCGAAAAAGCUUCAACGGUUAGAUGACCGUUCGGUAGAGGCUCUGGCGAAAGCCUCCAUCAACUGUAUCCAGACAGCCCGCAAGACAUUGCUGCGUCCCUCCAGCAGCCCCGAGCAGUGGCAGGACGCCGAGAUACUGCUCGCCAUGUCUCUGGUCAUGGCAGCUCGAGAGGAAGACAAAUCCCGUUUUAUAACGCCGCAACAACGCAACGAAGUCCUCUCAUGGACCAGAUCGACUCAGCGCACAGCUUUGCUCGACUUGAUACCGGCCAAGCCCCGGCGGCUUGCGCAAGUAAAGGAGAGUUCGACGCCAAUACCGCAAGCGCAGGAAUCCAAAAAUCAUCCGGGACAAGCACAAAAUCUGAGCAAACCUGCUAUUGAUCUUCCCAUUCGCCCGGCACAGGAGAUUCGCCCUAUCACUCCACAGGCUGCGGAUGUCGAUGUGGUGGACCUCACAAGCCCACCUCAAUCGCCAAUAUGCCACCCAGAGGAACAGCUCCGACCCGUUGCACAAAAGUCAUCAGACGACUCAGACUCGGGCUCAGACCCAGAUUCGGACUUGGACUCGGACUCCAAUCACUCUGGCCCCAGACCCCAUGCGGCGGCAACUUCAAAAGUUAUCCUUCGCCCAUCCCAGGUCUCCCGGCGAGCUGGCUUGGACAGGGCCGAUUACUCGGAUUCGGACUCAUCAGUCUCGAGCUCUGAUGAUGACCACGACAAGUCAAAAUCACUCAAGACCAAGCUGACGCUAGAAUCCGCAUGCCUUCCUUCGCCUGUCAUGCCGACAACCUGCCCACAAAACAAGCGCAAGGCAUUCAUUGAGUUGACAAAGGACGAUAACAACAAGAAGCCCAAAUUAGGCGUAGAUUUUAGGCUGCCCAAGCAAGCAGUCCACCUACCAGCAGUAAAGUUGGGCUUUGCCAAGACCGCGAUAGGCUCCAGUAUCAGCGCUGACGAGGUGCUGGACCGCAACAUCGCUUUGGGGGCACACAAGAAAACAGCCACUCAGCCUGGAAAGCAGACAAACAACCACAAUCGUGGCGGUAUCCAGAAAGGCAACGAUGCCAAGAAGAAGAAGAACUACUAUAGAAAACGGAAAUCCAACCAGAAGAAAGUGUAG
Molecule: messenger RNA, 1455 nt
Organism: Pyricularia oryzae 70-15
Lineage: Eukaryota; Fungi; Ascomycota; Sordariomycetes; Magnaporthales; Pyriculariaceae
Exons: 2
Coding region: 1-1455 (484 amino acids)
Source: RefSeq, a predicted model, not a curated record